Gasterosteus aculeatus aculeatus (three-spined stickleback) is the source of this 1872-nucleotide messenger RNA. It is a transcript of the gene lrrc72, whose product is annotated as leucine rich repeat containing 72. NCBI's taxonomy places the organism in Eukaryota, Metazoa, Chordata, Actinopteri, Perciformes, Gasterosteidae. Gene Ontology annotation, molecular function: protein binding. The record is from RefSeq and is a predicted model, not a curated record.
GACACCAACAUUUUGUCAACUGCGUUAAAGUAGACAUGUUAAGCAAAAGCAGAGUUUAGUUCAUUUUGAAAUAUCGUACCUGCAAUUUGGGGUAUUUCAUGGAUUUCAUAUGAGGAAUGAAGGUAAGAAAUCAUUUAGGAAACAAGGACAGAAAUGUGUUUAAGAGGGUGUGAAAGAAAGGAGGUAAUGAAUAAGAUAAGCAAGAAGGGAAAGUGGGAAUGACCGAAUGGCUGACUGAGCUCACCGUGUCACGCUGGUGUGGGUACCAGAAGCUUCACCUCUGCUACAGAACCUGCAUAUAAGUGAGCGAGUCUGGCCCACUCACGUGCACUAACGUGCAUGUGAAGCUGUGGUAACCAGACAAACAGGGAAACUUUAUUCUCUGCAGGUAGACAUUACUCCAUUCUAUUUAAAUAGCAAAUAGUAUCUUUCACUGAAUAUCAUUUGCAGAACCUUUAAUAAAUGUAAUUCCCGACUCAGGUGGUUUAAAACUCCCCAGCGGUUGAAGCCAGUCUGUCAUUAAACCUCACACCUUCUGUUAUUGCUUCCUCCCUUUUGUUUGUCCUCAAACAGGAGGACCAAAGGCUCAUUCACUGCACUUCCGAACAAAAAAAUAAAUAAAACGGCAACAUGGGCAGCUCCUCUCAGAAGACCAGUGGUGAUACUUUGACUCCGCGCUUCCCAUGAGACCCCUUCCCUCCCUCGUGCCCUCGGGAGCAGCCAGACCCUGCAGCAGGAACUCGCACCAGGUUACCUGGCAACAGGUGUGAAAUUCCCAAAGGCCCCUGACAAUGGAAAAGGUGGAGGACAUAAAGGAGUCUCAGCCGGCUGCAGGAAGGAGGGACGUUGACGUUGACCAACUCAACCUUUCCAAAAAAAAACUCACCAGGCUCCCUGACCUGUCGAGGUUUCACUUUCUGAGGGAGUUGUGGCUCAAUAACAACACGAUCAGCGAGCUCAGCGGUCGUUCCCUCAACUGCUGCUUGACUGAACUCUACCUCCAAAACAAUAACAUCCCGUCUAUUUCUGGGGCCUUAAAACACCUGACCUGCCUCAGAGUUCUCCUUCUGCACAACAACCGGCUCAGAGGGCUGGAGGACACCACCAAGGAGCUCAGGAGGAUGCAGCAGCUCCACACUGCCACUUUUUUCCUAAAUCCCAUCUCCCACGAAGCGGAGUAUCGGCUGCAUGUGAUCCACCGCUUGCCUUCCAUCCAGGUGUUGGAUGGGGAAGGUGAGAUCUCCGGGACACGCGUCGGGAAACCACCUGCGGCGCGUUCCAUUUGUCCGACUGUCGCGUGUGUCACGCCGCCAGGGGUGGAGUCGGCGGAGAGGAGGCGGAGCUUCCAGAUGUUCAACCGGGAGCGCCACCGCGUCCUUCAGUCCGUGGCCUUCGGCAGACGGGCGACCGGCUGAGAAGACGAUGGUUACGGCGAGCAGAGAAUGAGCCUCUUGUAUCCACAAAACAGUCUCUAAUCACACCUCAUGUCGUACUGACAACACAGAUCAGGAUAGAUUAAAAAACAACAUGAUUAAAAGAAACUAGGAACCCUGGAAACAGUAAUUCAAUGUUUAUUUUGUUUAUAUUUAAAAAAUAUACAAGUUUGGUCAAUAUUGUGCGGCCCAGCCAUCUGCUCACAAUCUGCUAUGAAAUUAUUGGUACAAAAAAAAAAAAAAAAAAUCCCAAUAACAAAUCAAGUAGGUAAAGAAAGCACUGCUCUGAUUGGCUGCACAGGUCUCUUACAGUUUAAGGCAAAAAUCACAUUCCAUCAGGGGUGUGAACCAUCAGCUUGUCACAUGACCCACCUCCCACAACCCUCUAAUCACAAACACGUCAACUUUCACAUACAUAUACACACACAUUAUAUAUAUA